Tripterygium wilfordii is the source of this 2809-nucleotide messenger RNA. RefSeq names its product kinesin-like protein KIN-10A. Gene Ontology annotation, molecular function: microtubule binding; ATP binding; microtubule motor activity. NCBI's taxonomy places the organism in Eukaryota, Viridiplantae, Streptophyta, Magnoliopsida, Celastrales, Celastraceae. Gene Ontology annotation, biological process: microtubule-based movement. The transcript is spliced from 6 exons. Gene Ontology annotation, cellular component: microtubule; kinesin complex. Bases 150 to 2582 code for a protein of 810 amino acids. The record is from RefSeq and is a predicted model, not a curated record.
UCACGGGAACGGUCCUCAGAAAAGUAGACGUUAGAGCUUCCAACGGCUAUUUUCGUUUUAAACUUCAAAACCAAAAUCGCCUUUGUUUCUCUUGAAUCUCUAAUUAAUUCUGGGAACAAAAAACCCUAGAAAUCUUGUUCUCCUUAACAAUGACUCUUACACCUUCUUCAAAAUCGUAUCAAGUGCAAUUCAAAACCCCACAAUCGAAGCAGCGCCUCCACUUCACCGCCGGGAGGACACCGCAGACACACCCUUCUCACAAUCCCUCAAACUCUCUCAAAGAAACGGCACCUCUAGACCAUCCAAUCGAAGUUAUUGGUCGGAUUCGAAACUCACUUGACAAACAGCAAAUCUCUAAUUCCAUCUUCAAUGUCAACCCGGAUCGACAAACUGUCCGGGUCCGUGCUGAUAUGGGGUAUAGGGAUUUCGUUCUUGACGGGAUCUCUUUAUCAGAGGAAGAAGAUCUUGAAACUUUCUACAAGAAGUUCAUUGAGGCAAGAAUUAAUGGGGUAAAGCUGGGAGCGAAGUGCACCAUAAUGAUGUAUGGACCCACAGGCUCGGGCAAGAGCCACACGAUGUUUGGGAGCGGAAAACAGCCAGGGAUUGUUUACCGGUCACUGAAGGAUAUAUUGGGAGAAGGGGAGGAGGUGAGGAGUGAAGGGAAUGAGGAAAGGAUGGAUACUGCUGCUUUUGUGCAAGUGACAGUGCUGGAGAUAUACAAUGAGGAGAUAUAUGAUCUUUUAUCCAGCAAUGGUGGAGGUGGGUUUGGGAUUGGUUGGCCCAGAGGAGGCAGUGGAUCUAAGGUGAGACUUGAGGUUAUGGGCAAAAAAGCGAAGAAUGCAACUUUUAUAUCUGGAAACGAAGCUGGUAAGAUUUCAAAAGAGAUACAGAAAGUGGAAAGGAAGAGGAUUGUUAAAAGCACUCAAUGUAAUGACAGAAGUUCACGAAGCCAUUGCGUGAUAAUCCUUGAUGUCCCAACAGUUGGAGGUCGGCUGAUGCUUGUGGACAUGGCAGGUUCUGAAAAUAUUGAGCAAGCUGGUCAGAUGGGAUUUGAAGCUAAAAUGCAGACAGCAAAGAUUAACCAAGGAAAUGUAGCACUUAAAAGAGUGGUUGAGUCCAUUGCAAAUGGAGAUUCACAUGUCCCCUUCAGAGACAGCAAGUUAACCAUGCUUCUCCAGGAUUCUUUUGAGGAUGACAAGUCAAAGAUUUUAAUGAUACUGUGUGCAAGCCCCAACCCCGCGGAAUUACACAAGACUAUCUGCACGCUUGAAUAUGGAGCAAAAGCAAAAUGCAUUGUCCGUGGUCCUCAUUCACCAAUUAAGGAUAAAAAUGGAGCUGAAGAUUCAUCUGCAGUUAUUUUAGGUUCCAGAAUAGCUGCCAUGGACCAGUUUAUCUACAAGCUGGAAAUGGAGAAAAAGCUCCGGGAAAAGGAGAGGGAUGAAGCACAGAAACAACUUUUGAAGAAAGAAGAACAAAUUGCAGCACUAAGAGCUCGUAUUGAAGGGAAGGGAUCUGGGGCUACUGAAGAAGAGAUCAAUAUGAAGGUGAAUGAGCGAACACAGAUGCUAGAACUUGACUUGGAAAAGAAGUUGCAGGAGUACCGGAGAAUGGUGGAUGAGCUUGUUGAAAUUGAGAAGAGGAGGAUGGAAGAGAGGAUGCUGGAACAGCAGGAGGAAUGUGAAAUGCUAAGAAGAAGGUUGGAGGAAGUUGAGUUACAAUUAUGUAGUUCAAGGGAUGGUAAACCUGAUGAAAAUGGGUCAAGCGAUAUGGAUGGGAAUAACUUUGCAAGAAGAAUAUUAAGGGCUUAUGCCAAUGAAGAGCCAGGGAUGGUAAAAUCCAUGGACUUGGAUAUGGAUGAUCAGGAACCAUUUGUUGGUGAUGUGACACAUGUAAACGGUGCAAUUCAUCAAUAUAAAAACAGUGCCAUCCAAGGCUUUCUUACUGCUAAUCAGGUGGCUGACCAUGUUGAUGGCUUUGCAGCAAAAUUUGGAGAUAAAGUAAGUUUGAGCACUGUUUUUGAGGAGGAAGAAGCAGAAGACGAGGCGGAACAUCAAGUGAAUGUUGAGGAUGAAGAAGUAGAAAAGGAAGUUAUAGAGGUAAAGAUGGUGUGUUCAAGCCCCAUAGUCAAUUUUGAUGCAGGAUACUUGACAUCUUCUCCUCAGAAAUUUGAACAAAUGCCUCAACUUUCUGGCACAAAACUAGGGGAAGAAAGCUGUGGAAGAGAGAGCUCAAGGGAUAGACGUUUAAGAAUUCAGAACAUAUUUACACUUUGUGGGAAUUACAGGGAGCUGUCUCAACAUAUCGGAACUCCAGUGCCUGCUAAGAAUAGGCCCAGGGACAUUGAUUCUCAAUCUUCUCCAGUUUUGUCAAUGAAGGUGGAUUCUUCUAACAAGGAAAACACACCAGUUCAGAAAAUUGUGAGUAUGGGCCUCAACAGAGCAAAAGUAGCAGGAGCGGAGGCAACAACAUUGCAGGCCAUCAAACACCAGGAUGGUCAUCUCCCAUUAACUUCACUGGAGAGCAAACUUUCACUCACUCAAAGCCCUCAAUACUCACAGGUGAUUAUUUAUCACCACACUUGAGUUCUACACCCUUUAUCACUGUCAGAAGACGUUAGCUCUCGUCAUGAAGGCAGCUAUGGAUAUCUAUAUUUUGUCAAGAUAUGAAGUAGGAUGAGUAUAUCUGCAUAUGUACUCACCGGUAUAAUAUGUUGUAUUGAAGUUCAGAGUUGCUUGUAUAAUGGAGUUCUAAAACUACUGGCUUUUGGCUACUGAAUACUGAUUAGUGUUAUCCACUUAUCUUUCAGUUU